CAGCGCGGUGGUGCGCGCCCCCGCCUGGCGAGUCAACUGUGCAUAGGGAAAACCAGCGCGGCUGCUGCUGCUCACAUACACGAACACACAUACACACAGUGAGUGAGUGAAGAUGGCGAUGAGAGCGACGCUGCGGUGCCUCUCUGCAAACUUUUCGCCCAGGCUGCCUCUCCUGUCGUCCGCCGGGCGGGAUAACCGCGCGGCUCGGUUGCGGUGGGUGAGCGGCACGCGGCGGACAUUCAGCUCGUGCUCAGUACUGUCAACAGCCCUGAAGUUCACUGAGAAACAUGAGUGGGUGCAGGUGGAGGGUGGAAUUGGUACAGUUGGAAUUAGCAGUUAUGCUCAGGAUGCAUUAGGUGAUGUGGUUUACUGUGGACUGCCUGAAGUUGGCCAAAGACUUGAACAGAUGGAUGAGUUUGGUGCCUUGGAAAGCGUAAAGGCUGCCAGUGAGCUCUAUUCGCCGUUAACAGGAGAAGUGACUGCAAUCAACACACAGCUGGCAGAAAAUCCUGGACUGGUGAAUAAGGAUUGCUACGCAGAAGGAUGGCUCAUCAAAAUGACCAUUGAAAAGCCUGAAGAAGUUGAUGCCCUCAUGGAUCAAGCUGCAUAUGAUAAAUUUAUUAAGUCAUUAGAAGAAUGAAAAACAAAAUGACUGGAUGAUAAAAAAGACAUGGAGGUUAAAACCACACUGCCUUCUUUGUGGUAUUUAUUCCAAGACUAAUCACGGAGUCGUAUACAUUUGGAAGUAAAAGUUCCCCUUAAAAAGUUAGGAUUUUUCUUGAUGUAAUACAAUUUUUAAGGGUUCUUAAUCUCAAGAUUUGUCGGCACUUAUGGGUCUUGAUUGUGCUUCUUCACUUAGAUGAACUGGGCUAUGGGAAAUAUACCCCUCAACUGGUUUGAUAUUCCUCUGUUUGUUGAUUUAUUUUUAAAAAUCAAAGUUUGAAAUAAAGUUGAUGACACUCUUGUCAGUUAUAUUAAAUCUGUACCAGUGUAUUGUCUUGCACAUAUUCAGUACAUGAAGUGAAAGGGCCUUCUGAUGAUUUAUUAUUAUAAUUCUGCACACCUCGACCAUUGCCCUUAGUUUAAGAUAAACUGAGAUUGCAAAUACUAGUUUAUUAAUGAUUAAUUUGUCAGUGUUUUUACAAACACUGACUAAAUAAAAAUUUUACUUGCUUUUUGUA
This is a messenger RNA of Oryzias latipes (Japanese medaka), 1181 nucleotides long. It is a transcript of the gene gcshb, whose product is annotated as glycine cleavage system protein H (aminomethyl carrier), b. Lineage: Eukaryota; Metazoa; Chordata; Actinopteri; Beloniformes; Adrianichthyidae. The record is from RefSeq and is a predicted model, not a curated record. Gene Ontology annotation, cellular component: mitochondrion; glycine cleavage complex; cytoplasm. Gene Ontology annotation, biological process: glycine decarboxylation via glycine cleavage system; protein lipoylation.